AUGUCCAUUAGGCUUGUACGCUCGCUGGAAGCGCACACGGACAAAGUGUGGUCUGUGUCUGUGCACAACAGGCUGCCGCUACUGGCGACGGCGUCGUCCGAUAAGAGUUGCAAGAUCUACGACUUGACGAACGGGGAGCUCGUUGCCACGCUGGACGAUACACACAAGAGAAGUGCUCGUUCCGUGGCAUGGAAGCCUACUGGGCAGGAGCCGUCACUGGCGUGCGGGUCGUUCGACUCGACGAUCUCCAUCUGGGGGAAGGACUAUGACGAAUGGUCCCUGCUGGCUGUCAUCGAGGGCCACGAGAACGAGGUUAAGGGCGUGGCGUGGUCUAAGGAUGGAUACUUUCUGGCGUCGUGCUCCAGGGAUAAGAGCAUCUGGAUCUGGGAGGCAGAUGACGAUAAUGAGGAGUUUGAGUGUAUCAGCGUGCUGCAAGAGCAUUCGCAGGACGUGAAGCACGUUGUGUGGAGUCAAUAUGAGGACCUGCUCGCGUCUUCGAGCUAUGACGAUACUAUAAGGCUGUGGAAGGAGGACGAUGACGACUGGUCAUGUGUAGCACAGCUGACAGGACAUGAGGGGACCGUGUGGUGCUCAGAUUUCGAAAAGAGUGAAACCUCCACGAGACUGGUGAGUGGCAGCGAUGACUGUACUGUUAGAGUCUGGCAAAGAACAGAUGCCAACGAUUCUGAGGAGACGUGGGAAUUACAAGCCAUCUUACCACAGUGCCAUAAGAGGGCCGUGUACUCUGUGAGUUGGAGUCCGAGUGGGAGGAUUGCGAGCGUUGGCUCUGAUGGCCAGCUCGUUGUGUAUGAGUACCAAUCUGACCAAUGGGAAAUUACUCAUGUUCAGAAGCUCAGCCACGGUGUCUAUGAGGCAAAUAGUGUCCAAUGGUGUAAACCAUAUGCUGCUGAUGAUGACAAUGGUACUACAACGGCCGAAUGGCUAAUCACCGGAGGUGAUGACGGUAACGUCAACGUUUGGAGCAUUUCAUGA
This is a messenger RNA of Williopsis jadinii, 993 nucleotides long. RefSeq names its product iron-sulfur cluster assembly protein CIA1 (gene CIA1). Gene Ontology annotation, biological process: iron-sulfur cluster assembly. The coding region runs from base 1 to 993 and encodes 330 amino acids. Lineage: Eukaryota; Fungi; Ascomycota; Saccharomycetes; Phaffomycetales; Wickerhamomycetaceae. Gene Ontology annotation, molecular function: protein binding. Gene Ontology annotation, cellular component: cytosolic [4Fe-4S] assembly targeting complex. The record is from RefSeq and is a predicted model, not a curated record. The transcript has a single exon.